AUUUGCUGGGAAAGAAUCUAAGCCACACAACGACAACUUCAAAACAUAAAUCCCCAUUACUUUGGACACACACUUUUGUUGUCUUGUCUGGUGUCAUGGCAAUGGCUGCUAUUGCUUCCUCUGCUUCAAUCAGCACUACUCACCACCACAGCUCUUUGGUCUUUCCACCGAAACAACAACACCACCAUCACCUUAGAAUUCGAUGCAAUGGAACAAACCCAAAUCAACAAGACGACUCACAAGCCCAGAACAAUCCACUUCUCAAGAUCGCAUGGUAUAGUUCUGAGCUUCUUGGCAUUGCUGCCUCUGCUUUCCGUUCCCCUUCUGGUGUGGAAGCUCCUCCACAGAGGCUUCUUGAGACUAUUGACCGUGCCGCGGUUGUGGACACUAUCAAACAAGACUUUCAAAGAUCAUAUUUUGUCACAGGCGAUCUCACAUUAAAUGCUUAUGAAGAAGAUUGUGAAUUUGCGGAUCCAGCAGGCUCCUUUAAAGGCCUUCAGCGUUUCAAAAGGAACUGCACUAAUUUUGGAACCCUUUUGGAGAAGUCAAAUAUGAAGCUUAUGAAAUGGGAAGAUUUUGAGGAUAAAGGAAUUGGCCACUGGCGAUUCAGCUGUAUCUUGUCCUUUCCUUGGAGGCCCAUUCUUUCUGCAACUGGAUACACAGAAUAUUUCUUUGAUGUACAAUCUGGAAAAGUAUGCAGGCAUGUGGAGUACUGGAAUGUUCCAAAAAUGGCUUUGUUCAAGCAAAUUCUAAGGCCUAGCCGGGGAUUUGGCUUAAAAAAUUAUAUGAGUAGGUUGUUGAAAGCUUUCCAGGUGAAGCUUUAAGUUACAAUGGUUUUGUGAUAGUGUCAAUAUUUCAAUGUAUACACCUACAAAGCUGCCAAAGUUGGAUUCUUGAUGUAACCUGAUGAAGAUAUCUGGCUUCAAAUACUGAGAUCAAGGAUCAAUCUGGACAUUCCUUGCAUCUGAAGAAGUAAUUUCAGAAGUGUAUGGUAGAAAAUUAGACAUGGUAGUAGGUAUCUCCUGUAAAUAUAUAGUUUACAGAAUUAAUUACUUGUUUGAAAAGUCACUUUUGUUACUAGAGAAACAAUAAAUAAAAGAGGAAACAUACACUGACUUAUUGGA
This is a messenger RNA of Lotus japonicus, 1124 nucleotides long. RefSeq lists its product as uncharacterized. The record is from RefSeq and is a predicted model, not a curated record. NCBI's taxonomy places the organism in Eukaryota, Viridiplantae, Streptophyta, Magnoliopsida, Fabales, Fabaceae. The transcript has 5 exons. Bases 96 to 824 code for a protein of 242 amino acids.